Molecule: messenger RNA, 1386 nt
Organism: Alternaria ventricosa
Lineage: Eukaryota; Fungi; Ascomycota; Dothideomycetes; Pleosporales; Pleosporaceae
Exons: 4
Coding region: 1-1386 (461 amino acids)
Source: RefSeq, a predicted model, not a curated record
AUGCCCACCCGCGCCAAAUCUCAUAAGUCGAGGUGGUCAGACCUCAAGUUCGAAAAGUUCGACCAGGAAUAUUGCUGUGUUGUCACCUUCCACUAUCUCAAGGGAAGCAACGAUCCGCAUGACCAGAGGAACGAGCAAGGCGCGCGCCGAUUCUUCUUUGCCCGCAAACAGGAACGGCUCCACCUCGACUGGAGCGCGCUCCUCUUUGCUGAAGACCAUCUCGAUGUCCUUCUCAGCAAAUAUUCAGAUCGAUUCCCCGCAAUUAGGCCGGAAGUGGCCAAGCAGGCUGUACUCGUCGCGGCAAAUACCGAGUGUGAGCUCCUCGUCGAACAGGAGAUGCGAGCAAGGGCCCUUAACGGGAAGCUGCAGCAGUUCUGUCUCUCUAUCGGCAUUCUCUGCUACGUCUCAAUGUACGCGUUCAGACGACAAGCCGCACAGGAAGCCAAGAACAUGCACUCGACCGAAGAGGCCAUGGCACUGCUCAACCAUGCCCCCACCAACCCAACCACGAUGCUCAACUACGACCAGCACGGUUUCGGGAGGCGAGACGUAACCUCCUUUAGGCUGGGCGGUGUGGGGCUCACGAGCGCGUCGAUCCGCAAGUUCUUUUCGCCGUCGAACAGACUGGUAAGUACUUGUUCUUUGCGUAUCCUCCUGCCUACUCAGCCUCCUCGCAUGCAAAUGACGUUUAUUGAUCUCGUGGGCCUACAGUGGAAUAGGAAUGCAUCAGCAGAGUCAUCAGGUCGGUCGCUAAAAGAGGAGAUCGACGCACGCGCACGCCAGCUCGUCACCUCAGAUCCAGAGUGCGAGAAGCUCAAGGCCGAACUCCACAAAAUCCUUAAACAAACGCACGAGACGCUUCAAGCCCACGGCCACCUCCCCCACGACGAACCAUACCAGAUAAAAGCCAAGAACGUCGUAAGGUACAGAGCGCUGGCAGAGAGUGCCAACCAGCCUGAUCUGGUGGAGAUAAGGAAGAAGCUCGAAGAACACCUCAUCCUGCGCAAAUAUGAGCAGAGAGAGGGAAUGGAGUUCGGAGGAGAUGAUGACGAAGAGAUUGACACCGAAGCGCUGGGGCAUGAACAAGAGGAGACUGAGGCAUGGAAGGCAUUUUCGCAGGGCCAAAUGCUCAUGGCCGGACCCGAAGAAGGCGACGCAACAUUCGAGGAAUGGGAGGUGUUUGUCAGGCGCUGGAUCGACAAGGCGGACGAACCGAUUGGUGGCACAGAGGACCGAUCCGACUAUGCCUCAGAGUACGUUUACCCCCGUCUUUACGAAGCAGGGAGUGAACCGGCUUUCCGGGUGGAAGUACAAGGUCCCUACGUGGACAGCAUGACCGUCGACCUGAUACUCAAAAACUUCCGUGUUGUCGCCCUCCGUGAGUGA